This is a messenger RNA of Vicia faba (fava bean), 312 nucleotides long. The record is from the annotation of a GenBank genome assembly. NCBI's taxonomy places the organism in Eukaryota, Viridiplantae, Streptophyta, Magnoliopsida, Fabales, Fabaceae.
AUGGGGAAUGGGAAUCAGACGCCUUCAUCGAGGUUAAGCUGUUUCAUCUUUCUUAGAAACAGAACUCCUCUUUUCUUUUACCAAAAUGCAACGGCGGCCGAACCUUCAUCCUUCUUCUCCGAUCCGCUUCCUCUCGACGAGAGGCCACCGUAUCGAAAUCGUCCACCGAUUCACGUUGUUUCAUUUGAUCUCACUGUUUCCAAUCUCAGCCUUUGUUUAAAUGAACAAAAUGGAGAUUUCAAGGACGCCAGAUUUCGAAGGCUUUCCAAGAACAUUGAUGAUAGCGGUAUGAAGCAAAGUGAUGAUGAAUAA